This is a messenger RNA of Anguilla rostrata (American eel), 2749 nucleotides long. Its product is annotated as G-protein coupled receptor 15-like. The record is from RefSeq and is a predicted model, not a curated record. Gene Ontology annotation, biological process: immune response; calcium-mediated signaling; cell chemotaxis. Bases 512 to 1714 code for a protein of 400 amino acids. Gene Ontology annotation, cellular component: membrane; external side of plasma membrane. The transcript is spliced from 4 exons. Lineage: Eukaryota; Metazoa; Chordata; Actinopteri; Anguilliformes; Anguillidae. Gene Ontology annotation, molecular function: C-C chemokine receptor activity; C-C chemokine binding.
CAUUGACAUUUUCAAAUGACCAUGACGAUCUUUUUUCCUGUAUAAUGGGACCUGCCUGUGAAAACAGCCUUAUGGCAGAAUCUGGGUUGCACGAUAAAUGCGUGAAUGUGCGUUAAUUUUUAACGCCUUCAUCAAUUUUUCCUAAUAGUUUGCCUUAACGCGUAAACUUGACAGCCCUAAUACUGCUUUUAAAAAUAGGUUACAUGCUGACUGAGACCUGAUAAUUUUCUAAUCAUAUUGGAUUUUGGGGGAUCCAGUUACAUGCAAUUUAAACGGUGCCUCAGCGUUUUCUGAGACUGCUGAAAAAAAAUAUAUCAACAUGCUGUUGUAUGAACAUCUUUUAGGCACCGCGCGCAAACCACACACUCGUUCACCCGCGGGCGCAAGCACUGGCACAGGAGUCAAACCAACGUUAUAGGAGCGGGAAAAAAGAAUAAAAAUUCGUAUAAUCUUUGAGAAAAGAAAUUUUGGGGGGAAACUGUACGGUUUGAGUGCCACGGCAGGGUCAGGAAUGGAGCCAGGACGUGCGUUUGGAUCAGCUGGAGCGAGGCACGCUGCCUCGGGCCUGGACCUGAACCUCAGCCAGGACUGGGGCAGCGGUUACUUUGACUACUUCUACAACGAGUCAGACCAUGCUGGGGAGGAGUGUGUGGAGGUGGGAACGGGGUGGUGGGGGUUUGGUAUCGUGAGGGCAGUGCUGUACUGUACAGUGCUGGUGGUGGGCGUGGCCGGGAACAUCACCCUGCUGGGGGUGCUGUGGGGGUGGGGUACCGGCAUGGGGGUGGGGCCAAGGAGGAGGCGGAGCUGGAGGACCAGCGAGAUCCUGGCGACAAACCUGGCCGUCUCUGACCUGCUGUUCCUGGGGGCUCUGCCACUGUGGAUCCACAGCGAAGCAAACGCAGGAGCGUGGGCUGGAGGAGAGACCACCUGCAAGCUGGCCCCCUAUGUAACGGCUUUGACCAUGCAUGUUGGAGUGUUACUGCUGACUGUUAUGAGCAUUGACAGGUACAUGGCGGUGGUGCGCCCUGGAGUGUAUCGGCGGGUGAGGAAGCAGUGCUGGGCGACGGGCAGCUGCGUGAUGUCAUGGCUUGGCUCCGCCCUGCUGGCCCUGCCGGUGCUGCGGGUGCGAGAGCUGCAGUGGGACGAGGCUCCGCGCUGCGGGGAGAGCGAGGAGCCGGCCUACCCCCCCGAGCUCGCCCUCACGCUGCACCUCCUCACCUUCUUCCUCCCGCUGCUCCUCAUCCUCUCCUGCUACUGUUCGCUGGCGCGGGCGCUGCGCCGACACGUGCGGGGCGGGGCAGUGGGCUUGGCCUCCGGCAGCCCCGCCUCUCUGCACCGCGCCCUGCGCAUGGUGCUGCUGGUGGCCGGAGCCUUCCUGCUUUGCUGGCUGCCCUUCAACAGCUUCAAGUUGCUGGGACUGUUGGAGCGCUGCCUGGCCCCGCCCACUCGCUGCGCCCUGCGCCGCCUGGCCGGGACCGGCAUGUACUGGGCCGCCCCCCUGGGGUUCGCCCACAGCUGCCUGAACCCGCUGGCCUACGCUUCCGCCGACCGCUCGCUGCGGCGCCGCAUCCAGCAGGGGGCGCCCUGGCCCUGCUGCUGCAGGAAGGAUGGCCCCAUGGGCGGAGCCAGGGGAGGGGCCAGCUCUCUGACCACAAGCUGGGGGGAGGGGGGCGGAGAUAGGGAGAGCGCAGGGAGAGAUGGGAGACAGAGGUGAAGGAGAAGGAUGAAGAAAACAGGAAGGAUGGAAAUAAGAGGAGGAGGAAGGACAACAGACAAAGGGGAGUGUAAGAAAGGGUACAGCCGCCAGUCAAAGCCACACCUGUGCAGAGUUCACCCCUCUCUGUCGGAGACGAGCAGCCGCCAGUCAAAGCCACACCUGUGCAGAGUUCACCCCUCUCUGUCGGAGACGAGCAGCCGCCAGUCAAAGCCACACCUGUGCAGAGUUCACCCCUCUCUGUCGGAGACGAGCAGCCGCCAGUCAAAGCCAUGCCUGUGCAGAGUUCAGCUCUGUGUGUCUGUGUGGGCUCUGAACUCUGACUCGCUAAGGAAAUGCCAGUUCAGCAUCUCUCCAAAUGAACUGAAAUCAAAAACUGUUUCUCAAAGGGGAAAAAUCAUCACUUGUAUUUUUUUGUCAAAGUCAAGAGCAAAUGGUGAUUGAAUUCAGGUGUUCUUUUCACCCCCUCCUCCCAUCUCUCCGCUCCCUCGCUCUCUCACUCCUUCUCUAUCUCAGUUAAGUCAGUUUGCCAACCGGUCUCAUUUUAUUUUGUUGUUGGUAUCAGCAGAUAAUGCAGCUUUGAGACAUGAAGGGAAUUAAUAAUGUCCCAUAACACUGACAUUUUCAUAAAUAUUGAAACAAAUCUAUUGCAUUACAUUGGGCAUUCAUUUUUUAAACACAAAUGUCAGACAGAGACAUUAGUUCUACAUUCUCCAUUAGAUGAGUUCAGAGAGCUCUUGGUGUCUGGUCCAGUUGUUUGUUAUUUUAUGUGAUUAUAUUUUCUGUGAAUAUUUUGUGUGUUUCAUUCCUUUAUCUAAUGAAUACUGUUAAGACAGCUGAUUUUGUUUUUUUCUUUGUUUCUUUGUCCUAAUGUCUGUGUUCCUACUAGUUAAUAAAUGAAAGUUAACUCAGUGAUCCAGUAUGAUUUAAUAUAAACCUGACUCUUCGGAGAGAGCGGUGGUGGGAUGUUAUGGGUUCCAUAAGGAGUCAUGACCUCAGCAGAGCAUUAUCAAAAUAUGACCCAUUAUUUCUCAU